Molecule: messenger RNA, 3895 nt
Organism: Scatophagus argus
Lineage: Eukaryota; Metazoa; Chordata; Actinopteri; Scatophagidae
Product: zinc finger protein 665-like
Exons: 10
Coding region: 158-2998 (946 amino acids)
Biological process (GO): regulation of transcription by RNA polymerase II
Molecular function (GO): RNA polymerase II cis-regulatory region sequence-specific DNA binding; DNA-binding transcription factor activity
Source: RefSeq, a predicted model, not a curated record
CAAAACGUUCCUGAAAGUUGUUCAGUGAUGUCUUUUUACACAGAAAUUCUCUGUAAAAUUAAAUAUGAUGUAAAAGGUGCAAAAUGACCUGGAUGCUUAAAUGAAAGCUGUUUUUUUAUGUAAAUCCUUCAUAUAGAAAUCAUAUUUUCUGAUAUUUAUGAGGAACAGCGUCGUGAACGUGCGCUGUGUUUUUGUUUCCCGUCGGACACCAUUUGCAGCUGCGCUAAAAUCCGGAACAGAAACCGUCCAUGAGUGGUACCAGUGUGUAAUUCUGCAUAAACUCAGCCGUGAGAAGAAACUGAAUAUGUUCUACUGGAUGGAGAGGAACAGGGGCGGCUCUGAGACCGUCGAAGGUCUCAAUGACAUGUCGAAAGCGGAGAUCCUGAGGGGAAUCGUCACCGAGAAACUGACAACAGCCGCGCAGGAGAUCUUGGCGGUGGUCGAGAGAACCGUGGCCGGAUACGAGGAGGAGGCGUCGGGCUUCAAACGGGAGAUCGACCGGCAGAGGAGGCAGCUGGAGCUUCUGCUGCAGCCUCGCGUCAAACUGGAGAGAAAAGCCCCGAUCUCAUAUCGAGGAGACCAGGAUGUGGUUGUUGUAAAUCAGGAGGAGGAGGAGGAGGAGGAGGAGGAGCAGCACGCGCAGCAGUCAGGUGUGCAGGACACCGGGAGUCUGGGCCUCCUGUGGUACGACGAUGAGGAGAGCGACGGCGCAGAUGAAGAGCAGCAGCUGUCAACGCAGCCAGCAAUGAGCUCCAAGCAAAGGCGAGAGGAUCUGAAGGACCCGGAUUACCAAAUCAAGUCAAGGUUAAUUUCCCCCAGGGUUCGGUCUGACAGGAAGAGGCCGGGCAGACCUCGCAUCAUUGACACUCAGGGGCAUCUAGAUCUCAGGAUCUGCAUCCUGGAUGACUCUCAGACUGAUGUGCUCUCAAAAAGUGUGUUCCAGAGAUGUCCGGUGCAGGAGGUGAAGUGUCCUCGAGGCCUACAGGAGUCGGAUUUCCUGCACCUGCUGAGCUCCACCUUUCCUCAGCUGGCUUCUCAGAAACCUUUUGACGUCUUCACGUCGGACAGAUCGAAGAGACUGCAGCCCCUGCGGGUAAAGACCCUGACGCCAGAGGAGAUCUACAGGAGCAUCAAGCUGACCGGAGCAGGAAACUCCGCCCUCUACAUCCGACUGAAGACCGGAGAGGAUCCUCAGAGUAGCAGUGAAGACCUUCAACCUCCACAGAGACCAGAUCCACCUCCAUCCAGCUCUGCCACGUCAGCUGACCAAACCCAAACGUGCACCAGGUUAUCUUCCAGAGAUCCGUCUGAAAGGAGGAGGCGUGGCAGGCCUCGCCUCGGCGAAGAGCCGACUCACCACGUCUUUAAAGUCUGCUUGUUGGAAGACUUCCAGUCAGACGUGCUCUCGAAAAAUGUGUUGAUGAAGUCAUCGGUAAAAGAGCUGCAGUGUCAUCGUGGCCUGCAGGAGGUGGACUUCGUGGAGCUGCUGAGGUCCACCUUCCCUCAGCUGGCGGGGGACAACAAUCGUUUCGAUCUCUUCAAGUCGGACAGGAGCAGGAGGCUCCAGCGGCUCAGAGUGAAGAUGCUGACCCCAGACGAGAUCUACAGGACGAUGAAGUGCACCGGGGUCGAAAAGACGCUCCUCUACAUCCGGCAGAAGCAGACAGAAGGGGAGGAGGAAGAGGAGCUUCACGACGGGGACCCCACCGAACCUCCGUCCACUGUGGGGAUGAAAAGUGAUGAAGCUGGACUCGGCUCAAGCAGCAACAAAGUGGACGUCCCGUCUGGCAGCUCAGCGUCUCAUCAACAGGAAGCAGAGGAACCCGACGACGAAGAUGCUGCCGAGAGUCGAGUGGCAUCCGGCGUCGGCAGAGAUGGAGACGACGACUGGAAACCACUUCCUGAGCUGCGGUGGUCGAAGACGAAGGCGAGAGGAGCCAAAGCGUCGAGAACUGAGAGCGGCAGAACGUCCUGCAAAGUCUGUGGAACCUUGUACAGGCUAGCAGGCGGUUUGAUCAAACACGCCUGGAGUCACGUGGAGGAACCGCAGAGUAUCUGUGGAGUGUGCGGAAAGCGUUUUGAAUCUGUGGAAGAGCUGAAGAGACAUCUCAAAAACUAUCAGAAAGUUCACGUUUGCUCGUAUUGCGGGAAGUCUUUCCUCAGCAUCACUGGCCUCAACUCCCACACCACUCUGCACACAGGACAGCGACCGUUCAAAUGCGACACCUGCAACAAGACCUUCACGUACAUGUCCGGCUUGAGCGUUCACCGCUGGACCCACGUGGCGGACAAACCGCACAAGUGUGACGUUUGCCCGAAGGCGUUUGGUCUGAAGGCACAGCUCGUAGCCCACAGGAAGGUGCACAUGGGCGGAGAUAAGUACCACUGCAACAUCUGCGGCAAAUCUCUGUACGACCUGCGAUCUUUAACGCGCCACAAGCUGACUCACUCGGGCGAGAGACGCUACGGCUGCGAGGUCUGCGGGAAGCGUUUCAAACUUUCCUGCACGUUGAAGUCGCACGAGAAGAUCCACAUGGUCAGAGACCGGCUGUUCCUCUGCCACAUCUGCUGCAAGACCUUCCUGUCAAACAGCGCUCUGACGGCUCACGUGAAAACGCACAGCAACGAGAGGCCGUUCGUCUGCAUCAUCUGCAGCAAAGGCUUCAUAUCCAACGGCGAGCUCAAGGCCCACAUGCGCGUGCAUACCGGCGAGGCGCCGUACGGCUGCUCGGAGUGCGGACGCUUUUUCAAACGCAAGACUCACCUGACUAAUCACGUGAGGAGCCACCUGGGCAUCAAACUGUUUGUGUGCGGGGUUUGUGGGAAGGCGUGUGCUCGCCAAGAGCACCUGACGGUCCACAUGAGGACCCACAACGGAGAGAGACCGUACCAGUGCACGGUCUGCGACAAAGCCUUCACUCAGAGCCACUGUCUGAAAACACACAUGAAGAGCCACCGGCGGCAAGAUGACGCGUUCCUGAACGCACCGGCGACCUGAGAGACGUGCCGUCAGCCUGGCGUGUCUGAAACGUCAUGACGGAGGUCGUGUCGCGUUACGGUGUUCAGUUCAAGGAUCGUUAACAAAUUUCACAAUUGAUCAUUGGUUGCAGUCGAGCACAAUCUCUGAUUCCAGCACAUGAAAUGAUGUUUAACAGCUCUGUGACAAUGGAAUUUAAGACUGUGAUGAAACAAGAAGACCAAAUGAGAGAGGACAAGUUUAAGCAGAUAAAUCACGCGUUUCAGCCCGAAAUGAACUUUAUUUCUACGGUGAUGCUAACUCGAGUGACGAGUUGAAGUGGUAGAAUCGUGUUGUACGUCAGGAUGUACCGACGGCGGGCAGCUCACGUAAAGGUCACUCUGGCAAACGUGAUUCUUAAACGUUGUUGUGUACAGUGAUAUUUCUUACAUGUUGAAUUCUUGCAGCAUUUAUUCUCAUUCCACUGUUGUUAUUAAAACCAGCUGUUUUUUUUAAUGCUGCAUUCAGGACAAGUGGGAAAUGGAAGGUUUCCUGAAACAAUGCCGUUUAAAUUGACGUAACCAGCCUUUAAACUUCAGACUCCGACAUGGAGGAAUUCUUAGUAUCUGUCAGCUCAGAUUUGUCUUAAGCAAAAUCUGACGCGUCUGAUUGACUGAUGCAAGUGGGCGUGGCCUAUCGCAAACUGCACAUGGAAUAUCAGAACACUUCCAAAUCUCGUGUGGUCCUGAAUGCAGCAUGUGGUGCCUUAAAGUGCAUGUUUUCCUCAACAGGUAGUAUUCACCUUUUAACACCAAAUACCUACAAUGAAGAGCCGACUGCUUCCAUGCUUUACUUCACUGUUUCAAAGAUUUGAGCCUGCUUGUUUGCGAUGCUACAUACGUUUACGUGACCAAAAUAAACUACAUUCUGUGAAAAAUC